Molecule: messenger RNA, 3106 nt
Organism: Camelina sativa (false flax)
Lineage: Eukaryota; Viridiplantae; Streptophyta; Magnoliopsida; Brassicales; Brassicaceae
Source: RefSeq, a predicted model, not a curated record
AUGAGAAAGGUUAAUCUUUUACUGGUUUUGGUAAGUUUCAUCUACAUUGCAACUUCUCGCUCUGAUACAACAAUCAGUGAGCGAGACAUUUUGCUUCAGUUCAAAGACAGUGUCAGCGACGAUCCGUACAACAGCUUGGCUUCUUGGGUCUCUGACGGCGACCUCUGCAAUAGCUUCAAUGGAGUCACUUGUAACUCAGAAGGUUUCGUGGACAAGAUCGUUCUGUGGAACACAAGUCUCGCCGGAACCCUAGCUCCGGGAUUGUCGAAUCUUAAGUCUGUUCGAGUUCUGACCUUGUUUGGCAACAGGUUUACAGGUAAUUUACCGUUGGAUUACUCAAAGUUGGAAACUUUGUGGACGAUUAAUGUUAGUUCCAAUGCCUUGUCUGGUCCGAUCCCGGAGUUUAUUGGUGAUUUGUCUAGCUUAAGGUUUCUAGACUUGUCUAAAAAUGGUUUCUCCGGAGAGAUUCCGGUUUCUCUGUUUAAGUUGUGCGACAAGACCAGAUUUGUUUCACUUUUCAUCUACAUUGCAACUUCUCGCUCUGAUACAACAAUCAGUGAGCGAGACAUUUUGCUUCAGUUCAAAGACAGUGUCAGCGACGAUCCGUACAACAGCUUGGCUUCUUGGGUCUCUGACGGCGACCUCUGCAAUAGCUUCAAUGGAGUCACUUGUAACUCAGAAGGUUUCGUGGACAAGAUCGUUCUGUGGAACACAAGUCUCGCCGGAACCCUAGCUCCGGGAUUGUCGAAUCUUAAGUCUGUUCGAGUUCUGACCUUGUUUGGCAACAGGUUUACAGCUUACAAUCAUCUGAAGGGAGUGUUGCCGCCUAGGAUUUGUGAAAUUCCGGUUCUUGAGUAUAUCUUAGUGAGAAACAAUUUGUUGUCUGGUGAUGUCUCUGAGGAGAUACCUAAAUGUCAGAGAUUGCGUCUUGUCGAUUUGGGAAGCAAUUUGUUCCAUGGAUUAGCGCCUUUUGAGGUUCUUAGAUUCGAGAACAUAACUUAUGUCAAUGUCUCUUUGAAUCGGUUUGGUGGGGAGGUUGGAGAGAUAGCUGAUUGCAGUGAAAGCUUGGAGUUUUUGGAUGCUUCAUCGAAUGAGUUAGCCGGGAGGAUACCUACUAGUGUAACAGGUUGCAAAAGUCUCAAACUUUUGGAUUUGGAGUCUAACAAGCUGAAUGGGAGUAUCCCGGGAGGUAUUGGGAAGAUGGAGAGGCUCUCGGUGAUCAGAUUAGGUAAUAAUGUUAUAGAUGGGGAUAUACCUAGGGAGUUUGGAAGUUUGGAGUUUCUACAGGUUUUGAAUCUGCAUAAUCUCAAACUCACUGGUGAAAUCCCAGAGGAUAUAUCCAAUUGCAGAGUACUUCAGGAACUAGAUGUUUCAGGGAAUGAUUUAGAAGGAGAUAUCCCUAAGAAGCUAUUAAACUUGACAAACUUAAAGAUUCUUGAUCUGCAUCGAAAUCAUCUCAAUGGAAGUAUCCCAUCUGAUCUAGGGAAGCUCUCCAGAAUCCAGUUUCUUGAUCUUUCGCAGAAUUCGCUUUCAGGGUCAAUACCAUCGUCACUCGGGAAUUUGAAUACUCUAACGCAUUUCAAUGUCUCUUAUAACAAUCUCUCCGGUGUUAUCCCUCCUGUUCCAGUGAUACAAGCUUUUGGAUCUUCUGCUUUUUUGAACAACCCUUUCCUUUGCGGUGAUCCACUUGUAACUCCCUGCAAUUCACGUGGAGCUGCAGCAAAAUCCAGAAAUUCUAAUGCUCUAAGCAUUUCGGUUAUCAUUGUUAUUGUUGCUGCUGCUGUUAUCCUCGUUGGUGUCUGCAUAGUGCUUGCUUUGAACCUAAGAACUCGUAAAAGGAGAAAAGACGAAGAAAUACUUACAGUGGAAACCACUCCUCUGGCGUCUUCAAUUGACUCUACAGGUGUGAUAAUUGGAAAACUUGUUCUUUUCAGCAAGAAUUUGCCAUCAAAGUAUGAAGAUUGGGAGGCGGGUACAAAAGCUUUGCUCGACAAGGAAAACAUAGUUGGCGUGGGGUCGAUUGGAUCAGUCUAUAGAGCAUCUUUCGAAGGAGGGGUUUCCAUUGCAGUGAAGAAGCUUGAGACUUUAGGAAGAAUCAGAAACCAAGAAGAGUUUGAGCAGGAGAUUGGACGGCUUGGAGGUUUGCAACAUCCAAAUCUGUCUUCUUUUCAAGGUUACUACUUUUCCUCAACAAUGCAAUUGAUCUUCUCUGAAUUUGUCCCUAAUGGUAGCCUCUACGAUAAUCUACACGUAAGAAUCUUCCCGGGAGCCAGCUCAAGCCAUGGGAAUACUGAUUUAAAUUGGCACAGAAGAUUUCAGAUUGCUUUAGGGACUGCAAAAGCGCUCUCUUUCCUUCACAAUGACUGUAAACCAGCAAUUCUUCAUCUCAAUGUUAAGUCCACCAACAUUCUUCUAGACGAAAGAUAUGAAGCAAAGCUAUCAGAUUAUGGAUUAGAAAAAUUUCUUCCGGUUAUGGAUAGUUUCGGCUUGACUAAGAAGUUUCACAACGCGGUGGGGUAUAUUGCUCCAGAACUAGCUCAGCAGAGUUUGAGAGCUAGUGAGAAAUGCGAUGUGUAUAGUUACGGUGUGGUUCUUCUUGAGCUGGUUACAGGUAGAAAACCAGUGGAGUCUUCAUCAGGAAACCAAGUCUUGAUCUUGAGAGACUAUGUGAGGGAUUUAUUGGAGACUGGUUCGGCUUCUGAUUGUUUUGACAGAAGGUUGAGAGACUUUGAAGAGAAUGAGCUUAUUCAAGUCAUGAAGUUAGGACUGAUUUGCACGUCAGAGAAUCCACUGAAGAGACCGAGUAUGGCUGAGGUUGUGCAGGUUCUUGAGUCAAUCCGAAAUGGAUUUGGAUCAUGAUGAAGUUUUUUUUCCUUUUGAGUAAAGAUUGCAUAGAAAAUGUGCAGUGUAGUGUUUAGAGGGGGGAAUAAUAAGUUCAUUCUUUUUGAUUUUGGUGAUUUUUUGGGAUGCACCGGUUUAGAUUUAUGUUUGUUCAAUGAAAUUGUUAGUCUGGUUUACUCAGUACCGAACCGAGUCUUGAGGAAUGUAGAUAAGCACUUUCAAUCUUGAGAUUUACAAACUUUUCUGAUACGGUUCAUAACGACAA